Molecule: messenger RNA, 3049 nt
Organism: Erigeron canadensis
Lineage: Eukaryota; Viridiplantae; Streptophyta; Magnoliopsida; Asterales; Asteraceae
Product: pentatricopeptide repeat-containing protein At1g74850, chloroplastic
Exons: 4
Coding region: 155-2776 (873 amino acids)
Molecular function (GO): protein binding
Source: RefSeq, a predicted model, not a curated record
AUCCACAACAGCAAAAAGAAAGUCCCAUUUCUUCUCCAUUAAACCCUCUCUGCUUCACGCCUUCACCUCAGUUACACACACACCCAACAAACACAAUUUUCAACUCACUAUGACUUGAAAUUCUAGAACAAAAACAUAAAAAAGACCAAACAACAUGACACUACUUUCAUACCACUCAAUCCCCCAAAUUCUCAUCCGUACAGAACACCAUUUCCUAACACCAACCCCGAAGAUACCUCUUCAGUUCCAGCACACCAAACGCCGGUCAACGAUAGUCAACGAAACAAAACCACCCGGAACCAGAUCCAGAACCCGAUCCAAACCCAAACCAAAAGAACUCGUAUUCGGAUACCCAGCAAACAGCGUAGAGAAAGGUAAAUACAGCUACGAAGUUGAAAGCCUGCUCAACAAACUAUCUGGAUUGCCUCCACGUGGCAGCAUCGCAAGGUGUCUCGAACCUUUUAAAAAUAAGUUAAGUUUAAAUGAUUUUGCUAUAGUGUUUAAGGAACUUGCGUCGCGUGGCGACUGGCAGAGGUCGUUGCGUUUGUUUAAACAAAUGCAACGACAAGUUUGGUCGAAACCAAAUGAUCAUAUUUAUACUAUUGUUAUUGGGAUUUUGGGUCGGGAAGGGUUGUUAGAAAAAUGCUUAGAGGUGUUUGAUGAAAUGCCAAAAGAAGGCGUUUCUCGUAGUGUUUUUAGUUAUACAUCCAUAAUUAAUGCUUAUGGCCGAAAUGGGCAGUAUGAGGUUUCGUUACAAUUGCUUGAUAGGAUGAAGAAAGAGAGAAUAUUGCCUAAUGUGUUGACUUAUAAUACUGUUAUUAAUGCGUGUGCUAGAGGCGGGUAUGAUUGGGAGGGGUUGUUAAGUUUGUUUGCCGAAAUGAGACAUGAAGGGUUACAACCGGAUUUAGUUACUUAUAAUACGUUACUUGCUGCGUGUGCUAAUAGAGGGUUAGGUGAUGAAGCGGUUAUGGUUUUUAGGACUAUGAAUGAAGGCGGGACAAUACCUGAUGCCACUAGUUAUGAGUAUUUAGUUCAGACGUUUGGGAAGUUGGGUGAUUUGAAGAAGGUUUCGGGAUUGUUGAAGGAAAUGGAGUCUAGGGGGAAUUUGCCUGAAGCACCUUGUUAUAACGCUUUGUUGGAAGCGUAUUCGGAUUUGGAACAGACUAAGGAUGCGAUGGAUGUGUUUAGGCAAAUGCAGAGUGCUGGGUGUGUGCCAAAUGCGACAACUUAUACUAUAUUGUUGAAUUUGUUUGGUAGGCAAGGGAGGUAUGAUGAAGUUCGUGAACUUUUUCUUGAAAUGAAAGUUAGUAGUAUGGGGUUAGAUGCGGGUACUUAUAAUAUACUUAUAGAUGUUUUUGGGGAAGGUGGGUAUUAUAAUGAAGUGAUAACGUUGUUUAAUGACAUGGUGGAGGAAAAGAUCGAACCGAAUAUGGAGACGUAUGAGGGAUUGAUAGUUUCGUGUGGCAAAGGAGGGCUUCAUGAGGAUGCUAAGAAGAUUGUUUUGCAUAUGAGGGAGAGUGGACUAGUGCCGAGUUCAAAGGCGUAUACUGCCAUUAUAGAGGCUUAUGGACAAGCUGCUUUGUAUGAAGAAGCUCUUGUUACUUUUAAUACGAUGAAUGAAUUUGGAAGCAUUCCAACUGUUGAGACAUUUAAUUCUUUGAUUGAUGUGUUUUCUAGAGGAGGGUUGUAUAAAGAAGCUGAAGCCAUAGUUUCUAAAAUGGGUGAGUCUGGUGUUUCGGGGAAUAGUGAUACAUUUAAUGGUGUCAUCGAGGCAUUUAGACAGGCGGGACAAUUUGAAGAUGCAAUUAAGGCGUAUGUUGACAUGGAAAAGGUGAAAUGUCACCCAGAUGAGCGGACCCUCGAGGCUGUAUUGAGUGUUUACUGCUUUGCAGGACUUGUGGAUGAGAGUGAAGAACAGUUUCAGGAGAUUGAGAAAAUGGUUGAAUUGCCUAGUGUCAUGAGUUACUGCAUGAUGCUCGCUACUUACGCCAAGAGUGAAAGGUGGGACGAUGCUCAUAAAUUGCUGGAUGAGAUGAUAAGAUGUGAUUCAUCAAAUAUUCAUCAGGUGAUUGGGCAGAUGAUUAGGGGAGAUUAUGAUGAUGCAUCCAACUGGCAAAUGGUGGAGUAUGUUUUUGAUAAACUUAACACUGAAGGUCGAGGUUUAGGAUUAAGAUUCUACAACACACUUCUGGAAGCUCUUUGGUGGUUAGGCCAGAAGGAACGAGCUACACGAGUGCUUCAAGAAGCAACAAAGAGAGGACUUUUUCCAGAAAUAUUUUGUAACAGUAAACGUGUUUGGUCUGUUGAUCUACACAGGUUGUGGCCCGGUGGUGCAUGUACAGCUGUAUCACUUUGGUUUGCAAAUAUGCAUCAGAUGUUAGUGGAUGGGGAGGACCUUCCUCAUCUAGCUUCUGUGGUUGUCGUCAGAAGAGGCCAAAUGGAGAAGAGCUCCAUAACACGAGAUUUUCCUGUUGCAAAGAUGGCAUAUUCGCUUUUAAAGGAUAGUGUUUCAUCUUCUUUCUGUUUACCUGGAUGGAACAAGGGUAGAAUUGUGUGUCAACGAGCUCAGCUCAAGAAGAUUCUAAGUGACAUGGAAUCACAAUCUGAAGAGGACGGGAUCAUUAAUUUGAAUAAUGUCCCAAUUCCUGUUCCGGAUUCAAGAACCUACAAGGCUCAGGUCAGAAAAGGUGGUAUGAAUAAUGGUGAAGUAAUGAUAGAUAUAAAUGGAGGGACCAAGAUCGAUACAAGAACAGAGCUGGUCACGGGCCCCAUUUAGAGAACUAGAUACAACUGGUGAAUCGCAGUCUAAAAUGAGUCGCAAAUCCCUAUAGGUAUGCAUCCCUCAAAGGUUUCAAUUUGCCAUAGGAACAAGUGAUUAGAAACUAUAUGCAUAUGGGGAAUAGUAGUAGUGAAACUGAUGUAGUGAAACUAGUAGUGAAACUGAUGUUGCCACAGUAAUAUUGUAAGAAAUUUGUAAGAUGGUCUUAAGAAACUGUUGCAAAAUGUUCAUUUUAUUCUAAAUAAAAUAAAACUAAAAGUUAUAAUCAAA